CCCCCCGCUCUACCCAGGAGGCAUUUUGUAAGUUGUCUCUCCGGAGAGGAACACACAGGUGGUUACAGACGCUUCUGGGGGGAGAGAAAGGGAAGAAACUUGGAGUCAGUGUGUCCGAGCGCAGGCAGCGGACCCCGGCCGGGAACAACCCCCCAGGCCGGGGCUGGGCAGGCUGUCACUUCGGGAUCUGCUCUAAAUUCGAGAGGCCCUUUCACUUGGGCGGGCGAGUUGCUCCACUGCCAUGCCGGGGUUCUGGAUCCUCCUGUCUCUGAUAUUCACAUUGAUUGCUGGAAACGAUAAUGCCGGAGCGACUGCCAUCAACUUUGAAGGGUCAAAAUUGAGGAGGAAUAUUACAAAAAGGGAUUAUAGAUGCGGGGAAGACCUGCAUCUUGCAUCCCAAAAUCAUGACAGCCACCUGUGCUGUCAGUUAUGUCCUGCUGGCACAUGGAAAACUGCUGACUGCAAAGACAAUGAAGGACACCCUAGCUGUACGCCCUGCAAAGAAGGGCAGGAGUACACAGAAGAGAAAAAUUAUUUAGAUUACUGCCGCAGAUGUGACUUUUGUGAUGAAGAACAUGGCUUAGAAGUGGAAAAAAACUGUACCCGAACCCAGAAUACCAAGUGUAGAUGUAAAGCAAACUUUUUUUGUAACGGUUCUUCAUGCGACCUCUGUGAACCUUGCAUCACGUGUGAACAUGGAAUCAUUGAGAAAUGCACACCAACCAGUAACACUAAAUGCAAAGGAAAAGAAUCUGGAUCUAACUUACCGUGGUUACUGUGCCUCCUGGUGAUUCCAAUAAUUCUUGCAAUAAUUUGGGGGUGGUUGAAAUAUAAAAAGGGCAAUGCAGAAACCCCUGAGAAGUCUAAAUCUACUGAAAUGGAACCACUGAAUUUCAGAGAUGUUGACUUGAGUAAAUAUAUCACUUCUAUUGCUGAACUAAUGACACUAAAUCAAGUUAAAGAAUUUGUUCGAAAGAAUGGUAUGAAAGAACCCAAAAUGGAUGAGAUCAAGAAUAACCAUCCUCAAGAUACAGCUGAACAAAAAGUCCAACUGCUCCGGAAUUGGUAUCAACAUCAUGGGAAGAAAGGCGCGUACGAUGCUUUGAUUAAAAGCUUACCAAAAGAUAUUGCAGAAAAAGUUCAGGAUAUGGUUCAAAAGGACAUUACUAGUAAUGAUGAAAACGCAGACUUCAAAAGCGAAAAUGAACGACAAAGCAUGGCCUAGAGUGAAAAAGAACUCAGUUCUGAGUAUGCGUAGUUAAUAGAAAGAAAAGUAGUGUUUGGAUAAGUUUGUAAUAGCUGAGGGCUGUAAAUAUUGCAUGGCUUUUUACUCAGUGUGUUUUAUUUUUUCAUUCAUUAGAUUUGUAAACCUAAUAUGUUUACAGGUUUUAAGAAUCUAAUGAUUCUGCCUUCAGGGAUGUUUAAAACCUAGUUGAGAAGACAGACAUCGUCAAGAGAACGUGCAGUGGCAUGUUAAAUACAUAGGAGUGUGCGCAAAGGACAAUUGCUGGGAUUAUGCUCUACUGUCUAAACCCUGGUGGGGUAGUGGUUAGGUGCUACGGCUGCUAAGCAAAGGCUCGGCAGUUUGAAUCUGCCAAGUGCUCCUUGGAAACUCUAUGGGGCAGUUCUACCCUGUUCUAUAGGGUCGCUGUGAGUCAGAAUCUACUCUACAGCACUGGGUUUGGUUUGGUUUUGGUUUUAUCUAAAGUAUCUAAAUUAUGGAGCCCUGGUGGCGCAGUGGUUAAGAGCCCUGGUGGCACUGCUAACCAAAAGGCUGGGAAUUUGAAUCCAACAUUCACUCCUUGGAAACCCUGUGGGGCAGUUCUACUCUGUCUUUUGGGGUCUCUAUGAGUCGGAAUCGAUUUGAUGGCAACAAGUUUAUCACAACCUAGGAAACCCUAUGGGCAAGUUCUACUCCAUCAUAUAGGAUUACUAUGAGCCAGAGUCAACUCAAUGGGCACACAACAACAAAGUACAUGCACACACACACAAAUAUAAAUAUGAUCAAGUCAUAUAUGCUUGUAACCUGCUUUUCACUCAAGAGUGGGUGGUGGACAUUUUCCAUGUUAAUAAAUAUAAUAAAUAAAUAAAUAUAGAUACAUAAUAAUUCCUUUUUGGGGGGUGUAUGGUAUUUUACUAUUUGGAGAUACCAUAUUUUAUUAAUAUAUAAUGUCAUAAUUUAUUUUGCUAAAUACAAAUGUUACACAGGAAUGUGAAGAUAUUUAUCCACUAUGGGCCAUUAGCAAUUUGUUUCUUACUUGAUUUUUGUUUAACCUUAAAAACACAAUGAAGAGGCACAAGGACGCAAUGACUUAGAAAGCAUGUACUGCUAGGAUGGCAGGCUCAGGUGAAUGUAGUGCUCCUAGGUGGCCAGGGAAGGGGAGGCUCCAGACAAAGCUAGAAGGAGAGCAGACUGAUGCUGAAAAUUUACUUUUCCAGGUAGCUAUAUUUGGGUCAGAGCCCUGGUGGUGCAGUGGUUAAGAGCUCAGCUGCUAACCAAAAGGUUGGCAGUUCAAAUAUUUGGGUCAGCCCUGCCUGAGACUUUCCAGCCCUGCCUGGAAACAGAACAACCAGAAUGGAAAUAAUGAGAAUGCUGACACAUUGUAAAAAGUGUAACCAAUGUCACUGAGUAGAAUGUAUAGAAACUGUUAAAUUAGAACCGAAUUUGCAAUGUAAAUUUUCUCCAAAAUCACAAUAAAAUAUUUUUUAAAAACUACAACUAGCAUCACAAUUAAUGGGGAAGGAUUGAAAAUACAUUACCUGAAUAGUCCUUUCAAAGCUUCUAUGAACUGGGUUCUGAUAUCCUAAUUUUACGGAUGUCGAUUAACUUGUCCAAAGGCACACAACCAGUAAAGGUUAAAGAAUCCUAAAAAACUAACAGCCUGUUUUCAAGCAAAAUUGCAACCUUUCAAAGUUUUACUUGGAUUCUAAAAUUAGUCUAACUGCCCCUGACCUUGAGCUUUGCUUUUUGAUAAAAUAGAACAUAAGCAGCAACUUUAAGAUGUCUGACACCAAAAAAUCUCAGAUUCACUCUGGAGGUUUCAUCAGACAGUUCAUCAAAGACAUAGUUUGGGAGGUAUGAUUGGAGGGGAGUAAGGAUGAGGUUAUUGGACCAGGAUUAGCCUCAUUUACGUGUUCAUUCAUUCAUUCGAUAAAUGCUUACUGCAUUUCUACGCUGCACUGUGUCUCAUGAGCCAAAAUAAACACAUUUACCUCCAGCCUACAGUCUAGAGACAAACAUUAAUGGAAUGGUGAUGCGAUCCAAUGCUAAAUCACAACUGUGACGGAAGCUAUUAGAAGAAAAGAUAGAGGGUAACAUGACAGGAAGAUUGGACCUAGUGUGCGAGGUCAGGAAAGAGACCAAUGGUCUGAAAUCUGAAGGAAGGAAAAGCGUGCAAAAGUCUCCAUGGCAGAAGCGAGCAUACAGAGCAGAGAGAAGGAAGGAAGGGCAGUGUGGCUGAGCAGGGAGACCAAGGCCAGCCAGGCAACCUGGGCUGGUGGGAGGUGCUAACUGUGGCACUUACCAUGCAACAGCUUGGGGAUUUCUCCAUUUGAGACAGGGGAGGGGCCCAUGAAGAUUUCUAAAACCAAGGACCAGUCAGUAAUUGGCAAUUUGCAUAGAUGCCUGGGGUGGCUUAAACAGAUUUUUAGUUAUUUUGAGGGCUGAUUGUUUUAUGUCUAUCUGGCCAAACAACACUGGGUGUUUCGGGUUUUCUGGACAGUCUGUGGUCUGUAUGAUGUGUCUGCUCAAUGAUAGGCUCUAAGAUAAUUCUGUGUGAGUUUGCAGAGGUCAGUGUGGUGAAGUGGAAAGGAGGAAAGGAGUCCCCUCAUCUCUGCAUACUCCUGGGAAUGGGGGCCGAGGGCAUGUCCCACUCCCUGAUACUGAGAUAAAACCUUGGCCCUGGGAUGUUCCACACCCACCUUUACCCUCCUCCCCACCCCCGCCAUCAGGGAGAACUUGAGGACAGGCUUAUGUCUCAUUCAUACUGUGUGCCAGCGACUAGCACUGCCAGGCCCACGUGCUCCAUAAAUGUGUAGGGAACAGUUGAAAGGAUCACCUCUACAGGCACCUUCCCAUCUGUACAGAGGAGAAAAAGAGCAAACAAGAAAGGAAUUGGGGGAGGGAAGCCAACACGGUGCCCUAAACUGACACACUAUGCUGUCCCACUGCAGCAAAGACCUAAAAAACUAAGUAAAACAGAUAUAAUCAUCAAUCCUGGAAUCCUAAGCAUCUAAUGAAAGGAUAAAGAUCAAACUAGAUCAAACAUCAAAUGGAAGAAAAAACUGAUGAAAAACAGAGAACGAGGAAACAUACAGAGUGGUGGUCCCCUGCCAACUAACAUAGUGCAGUGACCCUGGACAGGGAGUAUGGGAAGGCACCUUCAUGGACAUCCCAAUGGGAGACAGAGCACCCAGUAACCAGAGAAACAUGCUUUCCCACUCCUCACCUUUCUGCCCCAUAUACCACCUGACCCCCCUUCUCACCUGCCCCCAGGUUCACCCUGCCCCCAUCCACCAGCUACCCUUUUAUUUUUCCUUUCUCUCUUUUAUUUUCUUUCUACCCCUCACCUAGCCUCACAUACCACCUCCCCCUUCUUGCCAGCACCCAUCAUACUGCUGUAGCUAGAAUGCCCCCAGUACUCAAGCCCACUGCCACACCAGGCCUGCACCACUCCUCUCCUCCUGCCAACCAACCAGCUACUGAAUGGACAGACGUGAGCCUGUACCACACCCCUUCCAACACCCCUGCCCAUCUGGCAAGGGUCUGUGAACAUUCCCGCACUGCUGAACCAACAUCAGGAGGCAGACAGCACCCACACAGUCCACUCUCAGUCACCUCACCAAACCAGUGUACAACUAAGUGGGUUCACCCUGCUGCUGCUGCCCUACCCACCUGGACAAAGUGGUGAGAACUAUCAUGCCCACAGAUGAGCAAGCAGCAAAGCAUGCCUGGCCUACAUGCUCUGAGAUAUCAAAACAAAACAAAAAAGCAGAACAAAACAGAAGAAUGCCAAUAAAUAAAGAAAAUAAUAUCUUAAUGUCUCAGAGAGAGCAGACAAUAUCAAAACAUAUAAAAAAGCAGCACAAGAUGGCUCCAGCAAGUGAUCAAAACAAAGAAAACCCUCUGGUAGAAGAAAAGGCAGUGGAACUACCUUAUAUGGAAUUCAAAAGGCUAAUAUUUAGGGCUCACCAAGAGAUUAGGAAAAAGGUAAAAAAAAAAACAACACAGAUAAAACCAAGGAAAAAAUAGACAAAGCCAUGGAAAACACAGACAAAACUAACAAAAACAUAGCCAAAAUCAGGGAAAGCACAGAAAAAGCAAUAGAGGAAUUCAGGAAAAUAUACAAGAAUAAAACAUAAAAAUAAAUAAAUAAUUAGAAAUCAUACAAAAACAGGAACUAGAAAUCCAAAAGAUAAACAACAAAGUUUCAGAAACGGACAACUCAAUAGAAGGUUUUAGGAGCAAAUUUGAAACAACAGAAGACAGAAUUAUCAAGAUUGAAGACAAAUGCAUGGACACCACUUUUUUGAGGAAAAAUCAGAGAAAAGAAUGAAUAAAACUUAAGAAUUAUGUGGGACACAACUAAGAGCAAAAAUUUGCCUGUGAUCAGAGUUCCAGAACAGGGGGAGAAAAUGGAAAACACAGAGAAGAUUGCUCAAGAUUUGCUGGCAGAAAACUUCCCAAAUAUGAAAGAUGAAAAGCUGACCAUCCAAGAAGCUCAGUGAACCAUAUAUGUGAUAGACCCCAAAAGAAAGUCACCAAAACAUAUCAUAAUCACACUUGCCAUAACCAAAGACACAAAGAAUCCUGACAGCAGCUCAAGAAAAAUGAAAAAUCACUUACAAAGGGAAAACAAGAAAACUAAGCUCUGAUUACUUGGCAGAAACUGCACAGGCAAGAAGGCAAUGGGAUGACAUAUACAAAAUCUUUAAAGGAAAAAAACUGCCAACCAAGAAUGAUAUAUCCUGCAAAACUCUCUCUCAAUAUGAUGAUGAAAUUAAGACAUUUCCAGAUUAACAGAAAUUAAGGGAAUUUGUAAAAACCAAACUUACAAGAAAUAUUAAUGGAAGUCUUUCAAUUAGAGACCAACCACAUCGGACAACAACUGAAGUCUAGGACACAGGACAGCAUCAGUCAGAUACCAACCUAGGUAAAGAACUCUCAAUAAUAAAACAAAGCUAAAUGACCUAAAACAGGGAGAAAGAGACAUCAAUCUGUAAAUGAUGACAAUAUCAAAACAAUAAAAGAGGGAAUAGAUGGAGUAGGUAUAGAACUUUCAAAUGGAAAAGUAGUCAAGGCAAUAUCAACUAAUAAAAUACUGGUUCAAACUUAGGAAGAUAUGGGUAAAUAUCAAGGUAACCAUGAAGAACGUUAACAAAUCUUCAGAAGAAAAACACAGACUCAGUAAUAACGAAAGAAAAGAAAAGAAAAUCCCCAGACAAAAGGAACCCAGCACAGGAGAGUAAGAGGAACAAAGAAAACAUCAACACCACACACACACACAAAAAGACAAUAUGACAAUAAACUCAAACUUAUUGAUAAUCACACCAAAUGUAAGUGGCUUAAAUGCACCUGUAAAGUGACAAAGAGUGGCAGAAUGGAUAAAAAACAUGACCCAUCAAUAUGCUGUCUACAAGAGAUACACCUUAGACAAAAAUAUAGAUAAAUUAAAAAUCAAAGAACGGAAAAAAUACAUCAAGCAAACAGUAAUCAAAAAAGGGCAGGAAUGGUAAUACUAAGCACAGAUAAAAUAGACUUUAAGGCAAAAAUCAACCACAAAAGACAACAAAGGACAUUAUAUGAUGAUUAAAGGGAUAAUCCACCAAAAAGACAUACCUUAAUAAAUAUCUACGCACCCAACAACAGGGUUCCAAAAUACAUUAGACAAACUCUAACAGCACUGAAAAGUGAAAUAGACAGUUCCACAACAAUAGUAGGAGACUUCAACACACCACUGUUGGUAAAAGACAGAACAUCUAGAAAGAAACUCAACAAAGAUACGGAGAAUCUAACCAACUUUACCUCACGGACAUACAUAGAACACUUGACCCAACAGCAGCAAAGUGUACAUUCUUUUCCAAUGCGCGUGCAACAUUCUCAAGAAUAGACCAUAUUUUAGGCUACAAAGCAACCCUCAAUAAAGUCCAAAACAUCAAUAUAAUACAAAGCAUUCUCGCUGAUCACAAUGCCACAAAAGUAGAAAUUAAUAACAGGAAGAAGGAAAAAAAAAAUCAAAUACAUGGAAACUGAAUAACACCUUGCUUAAAAACAGCUGUGUAACAGAAGAAAUCAAAGAGGGAAUCAAGAAUUUUGUAGAAUCAAAUGAUAAUGAAAACACACCAUAUCAAAACCUUUGGGACACAGCAAAGACUGUGUUCAAAGGUCAAUUUAUACCAAUAAACACACACAUCAAAAAAGAAUAGACUGAAAUGAAAAUGCUAAUCCUACAACUUGAACGAAUGCAAAGAGAACAGCAGAAGAAGCCCACAGGCGCAAAAAGAAAGAAAGUAAAAAUUAUAGCAGAAAUAAAUGAAUUAGAGAACAGAAAAACAAUAGAAAGAAUCAACAAGACCAAAAGUUCGUUCUUUGAAAAGAUCAACAAAACUGACAAACCACUGGCCAAACUGACAAAAGAAAAACAGGACAGGAGCAAAUAACACAAAUACGAAAUGUGAUGAGGGACAUUACAACAGACCCAACUGGAAUAAAAAGGAUCAGAACAGGAUACUAUGAAAAAUUGUACCCCCACAGAUUUGAGAGCCUAGAGGAAAUGCACAAAUUUCUAGAAACAUACUACCUACCUAAACUAACACAAGCUGAGAUAGAAAAUCUGAACAGGCUCAUACAAGAAAAGAGAUUGAAGAGGUAAUAAAAAACUCCCAACAAAAAAAGCCCUGGUCCAAACGGCUUCACUGGAGAAUUCUACCAAACAUUCAGAGAAGAGCUCACAUUAGUACUAGUGAAACUAUUUCAGAACAUAGAAAACGAAGAAAUACUCCUGAAUUCAUUCUAUGAAGCCAGCAUAACCCUGAUACCAAAACCAGGCAACGACACCACAAAAAAAAAAAAAAAGGAAAAUUACAGACCAA
Molecule: messenger RNA, 8091 nt
Organism: Loxodonta africana (African savanna elephant)
Lineage: Eukaryota; Metazoa; Chordata; Mammalia; Proboscidea; Elephantidae
Gene: FAS
Product: Fas cell surface death receptor
Exons: 9
Coding region: 242-1225 (327 amino acids)
Biological process (GO): immune response; regulation of stress-activated MAPK cascade; extrinsic apoptotic signaling pathway in absence of ligand
Cellular component (GO): CD95 death-inducing signaling complex; external side of plasma membrane; membrane raft
Molecular function (GO): protein binding; tumor necrosis factor receptor activity
Source: RefSeq, a predicted model, not a curated record